GUCCACGUUAACGGGCCUGGGCCGUUCAGAGGCAUCUUCCCCGCAGCCUGCCGCUCAGGAGCAUCUGCAGUCUGAAGACAGAAUGCUCAAGGGACAGCUUCCAAACACGGGCAGAGACCUCGAAGCCCACCCAGGGUCCCCGCCUACCAACAACGGUCAGGGCCCUGAGAAGAGCCCAGUGCUCCCUCUGAACCUUUCAGCACAAAUCAGCAAUGAGGACCCACAAGCCAAGGCCACACCCUUUACCCCAAAGCCGCCGACGAGGCCCCGGCUGGAGCGCGCUCUGUCACUGGACGAGAAGGCAUGGAGGAGGCGGCGUUUUCGAACCAGCCAGGAGGACCUGGCCGCGCGCGGUGGGGCCAGCCCCUCUAGGGGCUCCUUGCAGGACGAGGUCCCCAGGCCCCCCACCCACACUGACUCCCCACCCUGCCUGAGCACCUCCUUGCAGGAAAUCCCCACGACCCGCAGGGCCCAGGGCAGCGCCGGAGGGAGCCCCUCCUCGUGGGGUCACUGUCUCUCCGGAAUGAUCGGCAGUUCCCUGGACCUCCUGCACCGGGACGGGGCCUUGGCUGGGAGCCCCAGCAGGCUGCCGGCUGUGGGCCAGAAGGUGGCCUCCAAUUCCCUGCGGUCAGCAGACAGGGUGGACUUGGUUCAGACUGACUGCAAGCCCCGCCUGCAGAGCAGACUGUUCCGGGCCCACAGCAGCCUGGGCCCCGGCCGGCCCCCAAGCCCCCUGGCCUGUGAUGCCAAGUCCUCCUUCAGCCUCCUGGCGCCCAUCCGCGCCAAGGACGUCCGGAGCAGGAGCUACCUGGAGGGGAGUCUCCUGGCGAGCGGGGCCCUGAUGGGGGCAGAGGAGCUGGCCCGGUACUUUCCAGACCGCAACAUGGCCCUCUUCGUGGCCACCUGGAACAUGCAGGGCCAGAAGGAGCUGCCCCCAAACCUGGACGAGCUCCUGCUGCCCGCCGAGGCCGACUACGCCCAGGACCUGUACGUCGUCGGGGUCCAGGAGGGCUGCUCCGACAGGCGGGAGUGGGAGACGCGCCUGCAGGAGACGCUGGGCCCCCGCUACGUCACACUGUACUCCGCGGCCCACGGGGCGCUCUACAUGUCCGUGCUCAUCCGCAGGGACCUCAUCUGGUUCUGCUCAGAGGUGGAGAGCUCCACGGUGACCACGCGCAUCAUAUCUCACAUCAAGACCAAGGGGGCCCUGGGCAUCAGCUUCACCUUCUUCGGCACCUCCUUCCUCUUCAUCACGUCCCACUUCACCUCCGGGGACGGGAAGGUGAGCGAGAGGCUGCUGGACUAUAGCAGAACCGUCCAGGGCCUGGCCCUGCCCAGGAGCGUGCCGGACACCAGCCCCUUCCGCUCCGACGCUGCGGAUGUCACCACCCGGUUCGAUGGGGUGUUCUGGUUUGGAGACUUCAACUUCCGUCUGAGCGGUGGGCGCGUGGCCGUGGAGGCCAUCCUGAAGCAGGACCUGGGAGAGAAGGUGUCUGCCCUGCUCCAGCAUGACCAGCUCACCCAGGAGAUGAAGAAAGGGUCCGUCUUCAGGGGUUUCCAGGAGCCGGACAUCCACUUCCUUCCAUCAUACAAGUUCGACAUUGGGAAGGACUCCUACGACACCACCUCCAAGCAGAGGACCCCCUCUUACACGGACCGGGUCAUGUACAGAAGCCGCCACAAGGGUGACAUCUGUCCCAUCAAGUAUUCCUCCUGCCCUGGCAUCAAGACGUCUGACCAUCGCCCCGUGUAUGGCCUGUUCCGGGUGAAAGUGAGGCCGGGGAGAGACAACAUCCCGCUAGCUGCCGGCAAGUUUGACCGAGAACUGUACUUAAUAGGAAUUAAAAGACGGAUUUCCAAAGAAAUUCAGAGACAGCAGGCACUGAAGAAUCAGCACUCGAGUACUAUUUGUACUGUUUCUUGAGGUCUGCCCAAGGACCUCUGGUACCUCCACCGGAAGGUUACUUGAUCAAAAGCCCCUAAAGAGGGAAGAGGUUGCUGUGUGGGACUUCUCCCCCUUUUUGGGCUGCCGACGAACCAUUGCUCGAGACUGACACGCUUUCUGACCCAGAACCCCAUGGGGAGGCCAGUGGUACCGAGGCACCAGUGCCCCCGCCCGGGACGACACCAGCCACGCUCUUUUGUAGCACGUCCCGGCAGGCCCCACGCCGGCCACACGCGCGGUCCCGGGGGGCAGGUGUCUGGGUGGGGCGGGGCCUGGAGCCGCCCGCUCACCCAGAGCCGGGGCUGGCAGCCCCCCAGCAGCCCCUCCAGUGCAAACUGGGAGGUGCCCUUCCCCCUCUGAGCACAGCGGGCCCGGUACCAAAGACGUAAGCUGCUCAGGGUCAGGCGGCUGGGCGGCGGCGGGGGUGGUCUCUGUCCCACGGGUGCACACGAGGACCAAGCCCAGGCCCGGCUGGUCAGGCCAGAGCCAGCCGACUUCCAAGGAGGGAACACAGUCCCGCUGGGACAAGGAGGCCUGGCCUGUUUCAGGGCCGCCUCUGAUCUUGGGGGGCUGGCCCGGCCCAUCCAGCCAUGAAGCCACCUCCCUGUCCUCUUCUGGUUUUGGUGAUUUAAGACUGUUUGCAUACACGUGGCCAGCCUCAAACAGCAUGAACAUAAGUAGCGCACUUCCUGGCCUGAGAAAGCAGGGGAAGCUUAGGGUGUCCCCACCACAUUCCAGAUCUCUUCUUUCUUCGAGGGCUGAG
Molecule: messenger RNA, 2708 nt
Organism: Neomonachus schauinslandi (Hawaiian monk seal)
Lineage: Eukaryota; Metazoa; Chordata; Mammalia; Carnivora; Phocidae
Gene: INPP5E
Product: inositol polyphosphate-5-phosphatase E
Exons: 10
Coding region: 83-1924 (613 amino acids)
Biological process (GO): phosphatidylinositol dephosphorylation
Molecular function (GO): inositol-polyphosphate 5-phosphatase activity
Source: RefSeq, a predicted model, not a curated record